This is a messenger RNA of Nymphaea colorata (pocket water lily), 1011 nucleotides long. Its product is annotated as proline-rich receptor-like protein kinase PERK13. The transcript has 3 exons. The coding region runs from base 108 to 908 and encodes 266 amino acids. Lineage: Eukaryota; Viridiplantae; Streptophyta; Magnoliopsida; Nymphaeales; Nymphaeaceae. Gene Ontology annotation, molecular function: metal ion binding. The record is from RefSeq and is a predicted model, not a curated record.
UCUCCCCACCUCCCUGCCUACUUAAAGGACUUAUCACCCUCUCUCUCAACUAGAACCACCAAGCCUCUCCUCUCCUUUUCUCUCUCUCUCCCUUGCAGUCAGGAACCAUGGUUCCCCAUUUAGAGAAAGCUAAGGUCACUGAGAUCCACGUCCGGAUGGACUGCAACGGUUGCGUUCAGAAGAUCAAGAGAGCCCUCAGUGGAAUCAAUGGAAUAUAUGAACACUACAUAGACUUCCCCCAGCAGAAGAUCACCAUUGUGGGUUGGGCAGAACCUGAAUUGGUCAUCAAAGCCAUUAAGAAGACGAGAAAGAUAGCAACCAUAUGCUCCCACUCAGAGCUCAACGAAGUCAGGCCCGACUCAAACCCGCCGCCUGCAGAGCCGCCAGCUCCAGCUGCCGAAGCUGAGCAGAAGCCUGCGGAAGCAUCACCACCAUCUAGUGAAGCAGCCAAUCCUCCUCCUCCAGCAGAAGCUGCACCACCUGCUGAGCCUGCACCUGCACCACCAGCAGAGCCGACACCAGAACCACCGCCACCGCAGCCAGAACCAGAAAAGCCAGCUGCUGAACCUGCAUCAGAGAAGCCCUCACCUACAGAGCAGAAACCGGUUGAAGACAUCCAGGUCAUCGACUACAGUUCCAGGGACUAUCCAGGGCCUGGGCCUUGGUACCAUUACACUGGAACACAUGCGGUGCCUCAAGUUUCUGCUUAUGCUUACACUCAUGCUUACAGACCUACAGUUCAUGUAAUGCCUGAGCCUGUCUAUUACAUGCCAGCGCCUCAAUACUCAAGGUACAGUCGAUAUGAACACUACGCUGAUGAGUAUCCCAACAGCAGGAACAGUGGGGAAGGAAGCAACAUCACUUCAAUCUUUAGUGAUGAGAAUCCAAAUGCUUGUACUGUGAUGUAAUAUGAGGUAAAAUUUUGUGGGGAAGGGGAAUUUUCUUUUCUUGUUUUUCCCUUUUUUUCCUUUUUGCAUGACUUGUAUUGUUACUACAAAUGGAGAAAUAUUA